GACUCUAGACUGACACUGGGUCACUUCAUCUGAACCCCACUGUCGCAGUUCCCAGCUCUUUACCACCAGUCCCUUGUUCCCAGAGAGGUCGGAGGUAACCAGCCGAAGCCUCCAGUCGCGCAGAACCCCGCCUAAAGCGUCCAACAAGGUUUGGGCAGCUUUGCUGCCCCAAGGCGGGGCCUUCAUGGGGACCACCCCGAUGUUUGGAUGGAGGCGGAGCUUCCUCCGAUUCCUGUACGCGAUCUCGGAGCGCCACCGGUCCAUGGCUCCGCCCUACCGGCCCCUCGCUCCGCCCCCCAGGAGAGUAAGCGCCACCAUGGAGGAGUACCACCGCCACUGCGACGAGGUUGGUUUCAAUGCUGAUGAAGCUCACAAUAUUAUUAAAGAGUGUAUAGAUGGGAUCUUAGGAGGUGAAGAUUAUAACCAGAAUAAGAUCAACCAGUGGACCGCAAGCAUCGUGGAACAAUCCUUAGCUCAUUUGGUUAAGCUGGGAAAAGCUUAUAAAUAUAUCGUGAACUGUGCCGUGGUCCAGAAGAGCGCAUAUGGCUUUCACACAGCGAGUUCCUGUUUUUGGGAUACUACAUCUGAUGGAACUUGCACCGUGAGAUGGGAGAACCGAACCAUGAACUGUGUUGUCAAUGUUUUUGCCAUUGCUAUUGUCCUGUGACAAACUAAAAAUGUCUGGCCAAAGCCGUUAAAUUAA
Messenger RNA from Suricata suricatta (meerkat), 703 nucleotides. RefSeq names its product dynein light chain Tctex-type 3 (gene DYNLT3). Gene Ontology annotation, cellular component: kinetochore; cytoplasm; cytoplasmic dynein complex. The transcript has 5 exons. Gene Ontology annotation, molecular function: dynein intermediate chain binding. The coding region runs from base 185 to 667 and encodes 160 amino acids. NCBI's taxonomy places the organism in Eukaryota, Metazoa, Chordata, Mammalia, Carnivora, Herpestidae. Gene Ontology annotation, biological process: microtubule-based movement. The record is from RefSeq and is a predicted model, not a curated record.